GAGAAAAAAGAAGAGGACGCGGGUCGUCGUCGUGGAGAAGAGAGCAGAGGACACGGGUCGUCGUCGUCGUGGAGAAGAGAGAAGAGGACGUGGAUCGAGAAGAGAGAAGAGGACGCGGGUCGUCGUCGUGGAGAAGUGAGAAGAGGACGCGGGUCGUCGUCGUGCAGAAAUGAGAAGAGGACGCGGGUCGUCGUCGUGGAGAAGAGAAGAGGACGUGGGUCGUCGUGGUGGAGAAGAGAGAAGAGGACGUGGAUCGAGAAGAGAGAAGAGGACGCGGGUCGUCGUCGUGGGUAAGAGAGAAGAGGACGUAGAUCGUCGUCGUCGUCGUGAUGAAGAGAGAAAGGGAUGUGGGUUGUCGUCGUCGUCGUGGAGAAGAGAGAAGAGGACGUGGAUCGUUGUCGUCGUCGAGAGAAGAGAACGUGGGUCGUCGUCGUCAUGGAGAAGAGAGAAGAGGACGUGGGUCGUCGUCGUCGUCGUCGUUAGCCGGGAAGAGAAGAGAACCCGGAUCGCCGUUGUCGUCGUCGUCGUUAGCCGGUCGUCGUCGUCGUUAGCCGGGAAGGAAAGAGAACGCGGAUCGCUCGUCGUCGUCGUCGAGGAGAAGAGAGAAGAGGACGUGGGUCAUCGUCGUGGUCGUGGAGAAGAGGGCGUGGGUCGUCGUCGUCGUCGUGGAGAAGAGCGAAGAGGACGUGUGUCGGCUCAUCUUGAAAAGCAAAGAGGAGUUGAAUCGUCGUCCUCGUCAUUGGGAAGGGAUAAGAGGAUUGUAGAUAUGAAUGACCGUCGGUUGAAGAACUUUUGUCGUCGUCGGUAAGGGGGGGAUGGAUGUCUUCCAUGUUGUCGAGAAGAAAUUGGCAGACGUUGAUCGUCAUCGUAGGGAAUGUAGAAGAGUUGGAUUGCUGUCGUCGUUGGAGAGGACGAGGGCUGCUGUUCUGUUAUUUAUAUAUCAUUAGGAAAGGAUACCGAUGUGAGAAUCGUUAGAGCAUGAAAAAGAUCAACGGAACGUGUCAACUGACUAGGGUAUUGAAGAACGUUUCAGUAAAAGCAACACCUACCUACCAGGAGCAGGAAAGUAGUAGUCGGUUUUCCCUAUGGUAAUAUGGAUUUCUGCUCAUUGUUUAGUUUUCUACCAGAUCAGUGCGUGGAGAGAAAUUAUUAGGUGUUCUGCUGGAUUAAUGUAUGAGAAUUUGGUUUCACUUUGGAAAUUUUGCAUUGGUGUAAAAAUAUGAAAAGUGAAUUAUUUAUUAAAUCUAUGCUUCAGAAUUGAAAGGCGGACAAAAAAGCCUUCGUCAAUGCCGAUAUUGUCUCGGCUGCAAAUGAUCUGUAAGAAAAUAUAGAAAAUCGGAUAAGUCACCGUUCCCUUCAAAGGUCGUUAUUCAUCAUCGUUUUGAUUGCUGCUAAGCUGUUGCCGGUCAUCACAGGUUCCUGUAGUGGUUGCAGUUGCAGACCGAAUGCUGCAGUGGCCCUUAGCUACUACCACGUCGUUAGAAUGCUGUGGUGGCCACUGUCUAUUAUUACGUCGUUAGAAUGCUGUGUUGGAUUGUCUAUUAGUACGUCGUUAGAAUGCUGUGGUGGCCACUCAUCUUUUGUAGAGAAAUUUGCUGUUGCCAUUCAUUACAUAUAGAACUGUGGUUCAGUUCUGAAGUGGCCACAACCGAUCAUCACAUCUUGAAUACUGGAUCAACAAGCGGUGCUGUCUGUGAAGUAAUCUGCCUGUCUGUGGGUCGUGCCGUCUACGCUUCAUGUCUGGGUGCUUGUCGCCGUCUUUGAGGAGGGUGGGUUGGAACAGCGCCUUUGACCAUCUGCAAGUCCCAUUGCGACCCGAAGAAUUCUGGCUGCCUGCAUUCCGUCAACAAAUGUAAAAGGUGAAAACUCCUAUAAAGGUAAGGUUAAUGUAUCCUUCCAUAUUUAAGGGUAAGUAUGCACUGUUACUUUCUGAUGUAUUUUCCAAAAAAAGUAGAGCGAGAUGUAGCCUACUAAUCAUAUUAGUAUGUGGGUCUUCUCUACUUUUACUAAAGUUAUUUUUUUUUCUUUUUUCCCCCUCAAAGUUUGAAGCGUUACAGUAAUUUUACACUUUCACUUACAUUUCAACUGUUCAUUCAUCAUAUGCUUUCACCCAAAUUCACCAAUUCCAGGUUCCCCCUUUUGGCUUGAUUGUUGUGGCUGUGGGUCGAGCGAGCCAGCCACUUUCCUUGGCAGUAGAAUGUAUCGGGGUUACAAGCGGCAGCAUCAGUAGGCCUUGGACGGGACAAGACGAAGCACCAAUAGACAUAGCAGACUCGGCAGAAGGGGUCAAGAGGCGCCAAAGUUAAUGUUUCACACCGGCAGGCAAACAGUUCACGGAAAGGAUAGGUGACGAGGGAUUAGCUUACCCAAAAUUAUGUAGGCUUUGCAAUUCUCACUAAAGUGCGUAUUUAUAUAUAUUUCAAGAAAAUGUGAACACCGGAACGGCGUAAGUCUUCAGAGCUAAACGUUGAAUAUCUUCACUAAGAUGAACACUUGAACACGAUUUGAGUAUUGGAGGAGUGAUUUAAUGGUUUUUUAUUUGCAGUCUGCCUGCAAGUGUGUUCAAGAGAAAGAAAAUUUCAAUAUUGAAACAUUGAACACGGUCGUGUUUUGGAAAAGCCAUUUUUAUGUGGCGAAAUUCUACAUCAGAUUGGCAAAAUAUAUUUUCUUUGGAUAAUUACUUGCUUACCGUGAAAACUUGUGCAUGAGGCUGUGGCACUCUUUAUUGAUCACUUUGGCAGCAUUAGCUGGCAAGGUUGGUGUUCAGCAGUCUACAUGCACUUAUCAAAUAGGAGAACCCCAUAGCCUGUUCCAGAGUCUACCUCGGGAUUUUAAGAGUAAUGAAUGCUACGUGGACCUCCGGCUUCAGACCUUCGUUAGUAACAAGACCGUCCCAUCACCACAGGGUUGGAUAAUUUUAAUCUACAUUCACUGCCCAGCUCAACUUUGGAAUUCCCAAGUUUAUUUCUUCGAAUACUUCACGUUGCAGAUACUACUUCUAUCUGCAUUACCCCCUGUAGGAACCUGCACCUAUUAUCACCAUGUUCUUCAUAUCUACAUGCAUCAGCUUACUUCAUCUACAUUGACGUACUCCACAAUCAGCACCGGUCAUACAACCUGCACAACCUUCAUUAACAUCUUUGUUUCCCUGUCAGCUCUACCAACUCUGAAAAAAAUACAAUAAAACAAAUUAAACAAU
Molecule: messenger RNA, 3199 nt
Organism: Penaeus chinensis
Lineage: Eukaryota; Metazoa; Arthropoda; Malacostraca; Decapoda; Penaeidae
Exons: 2
Coding region: 170-808 (212 amino acids)
Source: RefSeq, a predicted model, not a curated record